This is a messenger RNA of Pelagomonas calceolata, 668 nucleotides long. Lineage: Eukaryota; Pelagophyceae; Pelagomonadales; Pelagomonadaceae. The record is from the annotation of a GenBank genome assembly.
CACGUUUUAUAAUUCACUGGCUUGUCAAACUUAGGCUGCCCCACGAACGAACGAUAAAAAUGGCGCUAGGCCCAAGGAACCCCCACUUCGGCCAGGCGCCGUCCUUGGACGAAGAAGAAAUAAGGGCGAGACUCUGGCGCCAGCGCCAGCAACAGCAGCAGCAGCAAAAAGCGCCCCCAACCACGAGCGCGGCGCCGCAAGAGGGCGAAAACCGCGCCUUCGACGCGAAAGUAGCCGCGCUAGCGCGACGGAAGGAAAUCAUCCGCGAGGAGUGCUGGGCGGCCUUCGGCGGCCAGGGCGCGCCGGCCGAAGUGGGCGCGAUUCCGGACUUUGACGCGAGCGUCGACGCGGCCUUCGCGGCCGUGCGUCGGGCGGACAAAAGGAAGCAGGAGGAGGAUUUCGAGCGGGCCGUGCAGAAGGAGAUGGCUUCUCUGAUGUCCGACGUGAAGGCUGAAGUUCGACAACAACAAAGGGAGAGCAAGGCCUCGCCCGUGCGACGGGAGGCCAAGGAGAGCGUGGCCGACAUCUUCGGCGGGGCGGAACCGCGCUUCCCGCCGAACCGGCGCCGCGAGGCGAAGGACGACGCGGCCGAGGCCAAGCUUCAGUCGUCCCAGCGCUUCCGCCACCAGCAGCGCGGCGCGUCGUCGAUCGUCUUCGGGUAAGGGUCC